Metarhizium acridum CQMa 102 is the source of this 1062-nucleotide messenger RNA. The record is from RefSeq and is a predicted model, not a curated record. Lineage: Eukaryota; Fungi; Ascomycota; Sordariomycetes; Hypocreales; Clavicipitaceae.
AUGGUGAAACGUUCAGCCAAGGCCAGAUCGCUUGGGAAGCGAAUCUCUGCGCAGAACAGGAAGAGCUGGAAGCCAAAGAAGGUGUCUCCCCAGAAGCCGCCCUGCAAGGUCCCUCCACCCCCAAAGUUGCCCCCGGACCUGCAGGACUGCGCACGAAACUUUACGGCAGCGUGCUAUCGUGCCCUAUAUCAGAUCCCGUUCGCCAGCACCCCUGUCCCGGGAUACGAGCCGGCCGUUAACACACCAUAUAUCCCCAACGGAACUCAUCCCGCUCCACACUCUGUAGACGGUGCUCAGGCUCCGGUGCCACUCCGGUCACCGCAAAACGGAGGCGAAUCCGACAUUGACAUUGACAUUGUGCAGUCCUUCAUCUUGCCGCAGUCGAUGCUCCUGUAUCAAGUGGACGACAUUUACUACUCCAGCAAGAGCAACCUCUCGGGGUUCCCAGACACGUUUCUCGACGCCCUGGACACUGCCACAAGACGGAUUUCAAUACGACCGGCGACAGCCCCGGUCAUCUCCAUCUCCUACGGCGAGAGCGAGCUCGACGUGCCAAAAAAGUACAUGCAGCGCCAGUGCAACGAGUUCCUCAAGCUCGGGCUGCAGGGCACCACAGUCCUCGUCUCAUCAGGAGACUACGGCGUGGGCAUCGGCCCCGGCGCAAACGCCUGCCUCAACGGCUCCGGCCAAACCAACACCAUCUACAACCCCGGCAACCCCUCCAUCGUCCACGACGCCGAGGUCGCGCUCCAGACGCCCCUCCCCGGCACCGAGUUGUUCGCCAGCGGAGGCGGCUUCUCCAACUACUUCCCCGCCCCGGAGUACCAGCGGUCCGCCGUGCAGUCGUACCUGGCGCGCCAUGACCCAGGCCACCGUUUCUACGUCGCCGACGACAACGCAUCUAAUAUCGGCGCCGACGGCGGCCUGUAUAAUCGCGCCGGUCGCGGGAUCCCCGACGUCGCAGCCAACGGGGCCAAUUUCCGCGCCUUUACGAAUGGUUCUGACGGCCACUGUUCGGAACUAGUCUCGCCGCACUGCUGUGGAGCGCCGUCAUCACCCUGA